Molecule: messenger RNA, 1583 nt
Organism: Linum tenue
Lineage: Eukaryota; Viridiplantae; Streptophyta; Magnoliopsida; Malpighiales; Linaceae
Source: the annotation of a GenBank genome assembly
AGAAAAGAAAUGUAUCCUUAAAUUCUCUCAGGCACUCAGCAAAAAAACAGAGAUGAGAGACCCACUGAACAAUAAUAAUAAUCAUCACCAAAAGAAAGGCCAUCAACCAUCCAAGUCUCACCCAAUAGCAGAUAAGGGCAAAAGAUAAGGUCCAUGCCAUUCAUCUUCACAAAAUCACUCACUCCCCCAAUAAAAAAAAAACCUUUUCUCAUUUUAUUUCAAAAGAACCACACAGAUCCAUCCAUUCUGGUUUAUAAGGCCACGCUUUUCAGUUCUACAAAUCCCCAACUUUCCUCAUUUUACCCACCGUGCAGCCAACACAAACAACCAUGGCCACCACCGCGGCAGCCACCGCCACCGUCGCCGCCUCCCGAUUCACCGCCGGGGCCCAAACCCGGAGGCCCAACUUCGUCCAGGCCCGGUUCGGAUUCAGCUUCGGGAAGAAGAAGGGGGCCCCACAGCCCAAGAAGAAGCCCGCAGUCCCGGCAGGGGACAGGCUGGUCUGGUUCCCGCGGGCGAACCCGCCGGAGUGGCUCGACGGGACCAUGGUGGGCGACCGCGGGUUCGACCCGCUGGGCCUGGCCAAGCCGGCCGAGUACCUGCAGUUCGACUUCGACUCGCUGGACCAGAACCUGGCCAAGAACCUGGCCGGGGACAUUAUAGGAGUGAGGACGGAGGCCACGGAUGUGAAGCCGACGCCGUUUCAGCCGUACGACGAGGUUUUCGGGAUCCAGCGGUUUAGGGAGUGCGAGCUCAUCCACGGGAGGUGGGCCAUGCUUGGCACGCUGGGGGCCAUCGCCGUCGAGGCCCUCACCGGCGUCUCCUGGCAAGAUGCCGGCAAGGUGGAGCUGUUGGAAGGUGCGUCGUACCUGGGGCAGCCGCUGCCGUUCUCGCUGACGACGCUGAUCUGGAUCGAGGCGCUGGUCAUCGGAUACAUCGAGUUCCAGCGGAACGCCGAGCUCGACCCGGAGAAGCGGCUCUACCCGGGCGGGUACUUCGACCCGCUGGGCCUGGCGUCCGACCCGGAGAAGAAGGAGAGCCUCCAGCUGGCCGAGAUCAAGCACUCCAGGCUCGCCAUGGUGGCGUUCCUCAUCUUCGGUCUCCAGGCUGCUUACACCGGCAAAGGCCCAAUCAGCUUCGUCGCCACCUUCGGCCAGUGAUCUCCGGCCAGCCAAUAUUAAUGUUACCGUUUGCACGCAGUAAAAAAAAGACAAAAGCUAGUUGAGUUAAUUAUAUAAAUAAAAAAAAAGAAUGUAAACCGAAAUUUUAAAAGUACUACUACUGCCUGUGGACAGUGAGAUACAGUAAUUAAAUUAACUACUGCAUAUGAUUAAGUUCUCGUGCGUUUACUGAUUUAAUUUACUGCGGAACGAAGAGAUAUGGUAAGAAAUGGUGGUGAAAGUUGCGUAUGUGACGUGGGAAUAUUCACUUUUUAUUCGUUCUUCUUAGCUGCUGGUGGAAUGGAAAUUGGUUUGGUUGCAGUCGUAUGACAUUUGAGAUGGAGCAAUUACAAAGAAAGACAUGUCGUCAUGUUCACAACAUAAUAUAUUUAAUACGGUUAAGAUUUAAAGCUGACCUCCUUA